AUGCAGAAAUCUCUUCCUUCAGGAAGGGCCUGCUUCCAUAGGAAGACCCUGUUCGGCAAUGAAACUGGGCUGCGGACCGCCCCCCGACUGCGCUUGCCAAAGCGAGGGCGCCAACUGAGGGCUGAAGCUUCGCAGGCAGUGACAGCUAUCCAAGAACAGGAGGUAUUGGGCGCCCUUGAAAAGAUCAUCGACCCUGAUUUCAAUGCCAACAUCGUUGAAUGUGGCUUUGUCAAAGACCUCACCAUCGACAGUGCCUCUGGGAAAGUGGCUUUUCGCCUUGAGCUCACGACUCCGGCCUGCCCAAUAAAAGGGGAAUUUGAGCGCCAAGCGCGCGAGUUUGUUGGUGACCUUGAGUGGGUACAGGAUGUUGAUGUCACGAUGGAUGCUCAGCCACCACAACCACUCGGUCCAGAGGGGGAAAGGCCAGGUGGUUUGAAGAAGGUGAAAAACGUUAUUGCUGUGUACAGCUGCAAAGGAGGUGUUGGGAAAUCCAUGGUUGCAGUGAACCUGGCAUACACACUUGCACAGAUGGGUGCAAAGGUAGGUAUAUUUGAUGCAGACAUUUAUGGCCCGAGCUUGCCUACGAUGGUCAAUCCGGAACUACGAGUCCUGGAAAUGGACGAGGAGACGCGGGCAAUCAAACCAACCAUAUAUGAGGGUGUCAAACUUGUCUCUUUCGGAUUCGCUGCCCAAGGAAGUGCUAUUAUGAGAGGUCCCAUGGUCUCUGGGGUUGUGCAGCAACUUCUUGUGGACUCGGACUGGGGGGAACUGGACUACCUUGUGAUUGACUUCCCACCUGGCACAGGCGAUGUCCAGCUGACUCUGUGCCAGACAGUCGCAUUGUCUGCUGCUGUCGUGGUGACCACGCCGCAGAAAUUGGCUUUCAUCGAUGUGGCCAAAGGGAUCCGCAUGUUUGCUCGUUUGAUGGUUCCCUGUGUAGCCGUUGUGGAGAACAUGUCCUACUUUGAGGCUGAUGGAAAGCGGCAUUUCCCAUUUGGAAAGGGCUCUGGGGAACGCAUUGUCCAAGACUUUGGGCUUAACAACCUCUUCAAAUUUCCUAUUGUGCCAGACCUUUCCCUGGCAAGCGAUGAUGGGCGACCACUCGUAGUUGACAACCCAAUGGGUGAUGUGUCCCGGGCCUUUACCGAACUUGGUGCUGCUGUUGUCCGUGAGAUCUCCAAGCUCCAGAAGGCGCCCAAAAACACUGUGAGAUAUGACAAGGAUCUGAAAGCGUUUGUUGUCCGGCUUCCGGGUGACAUCGACAAAGAAUUUCUGCUGGACCCUGCGGUUGUCAGGCGAAAUGACACAUCGGCUUCCAGCAUCAAUGAAUGGACAGGGGAGAAGACACUCCGAGACAGUGAUAUUCCGGAUGACAUUGCUCCAGAGUCGGUGAAUCCGUUGGGUAACUACGCUGUGCAGAUCCUGUGGCAAGACAAUUUCAACCAGGUCGCCGCCUAUGACCUUCUUGCUGAAUUGGAACGUUUGGAUCCUGAGAAGCGCCGAGCCGAAGUAGCUGAUUCACCACAGCAGCAAGAAGGGGAGCUGACCAACGCACAGAGGAUUGUUGAAACUGCAAACACUACAGGCCGACAAUGA
Messenger RNA from Ostreobium quekettii, 1596 nucleotides. NCBI's taxonomy places the organism in Eukaryota, Viridiplantae, Chlorophyta, Ulvophyceae, Bryopsidales, Ostreobiaceae. The record is from the annotation of a GenBank genome assembly.